UGGGCCGCCAGGGCCGCCCUCUGGACCCCGGUACCCACUGUCCACCCUCAUCCGGCGCGAGAGCUCGCCUUCCGUUCCAUUCAUCCAUGGAAUCGCAUGGAAACCGCUGAACCCCUUCUAUAGGGCCGAUCUUUUCCGUUUCAUGCACGAGAAACUGAGGCUCAGAGAAGCGAAGUGACCUGCCCGAGCUUGCACAGCAAGUCGGCUGCAGAUUCUGCCCUUCGUCCCGGCGUGGCGGACGCCGCGGGCAUGGACUAUUCGUACGACGAGGACCUGGACGAGCUGUGCCCUGUGUGCGGGGACAAGGUGUCCGGCUACCACUACGGGCUGCUCACAUGCGAGAGCUGCAAGGGCUUCUUCAAGCGCACGGUGCAGAACAACAAGCACUACACGUGCACGGAGAGCCAGAGCUGCAAGAUCGACAAGACGCAGCGCAAGCGCUGUCCCUUCUGCCGCUUCCAGAAGUGCCUGACCGUGGGGAUGCGCCUGGAAGCUGUACGUGCUGACCGCAUGCGGGGUGGCCGGAACAAGUUUGGGCCCAUGUACAAGCGAGACCGGGCCCUGAAGCAGCAGAAGAAGGCACAGAUUCGAGCCAAUGGCUUCAAGAUGGAGACAGGCCCUCCGGUGGGGGUGCCCCCACCCCCUCCUCCCCCGCCGGACUACAUGCUAACCCCCAGUCUGCAUGCGCCAGAGCCCAAGGGCCUGGCCUCUGGUCCACCUGCCGGGCCACUGGGUGACUUCGGGGCCCCAGCACUGCCCAUGGCCAUGUCUGGUGCCCACGGGCCCCUGGCUGGCUACCUCUAUCCCACCUUCCCUGGCCGGGCCAUCAAGUCCGAGUACCCGGAGCCCUACGCCAGCCCACCGCAGCCUGGGCCGCCCUAUGGCUACCCGGAGCCCUUCUCUGGAGGGCCUGGCGUGCCCGAGCUCAUCCUGCAGCUACUGCAGCUGGAGCCAGACGAGGACCAGGUGCGGGCACGCAUCCUGGGCUGCCUGCAGGAGCCCGCCAAAGGCCGCUCCGACCAGCCUGCACCCUUCAACCUCCUGUGCAGGAUGGCCGACCAGACCUUCAUCUCCAUCGUGGACUGGGCACGCAGGUGCAUGGUCUUCAAGGAGCUGGAGGUGGCCGACCAGAUGACGCUGCUGCAGAACUGCUGGAGUGAGCUGCUAGUGUUCGACCACAUCUACCGCCAGAUGCAGCACGGCAAGGAGGACAGCAUCCUGCUGGUCAUCGGGCAGGAGGUGGAGCUGAGCACGGUGGCCGCGCAGGCUGGCUCGCUGCUGCACAGCUUGGUGCUGCGGGCGCAGGAGCUCGCACUGCAGAUGCAUGCGCUGCAGCUGGACCGCCAGGAGUUCGUCUGUCUCAAGUUCCUCAUCCUCUUCAGCCUCGACGUGAAGUUCCUGAACAACCACAACCUGGUGAAGGAUGCCCAGGAGAAGGCCAACGCCGCCCUGCUGGACUACACCCUGUGCCACUAUCCGCACUGCGGGGACAAGUUCCAGCAGCUGCUGCUGUGCCUGGUGGAGGUGCGGGCGCUGAGCACGCAGGCCAAGGAGUACCUGUACCACAAGCACCUGGGCAACGAGAUGCCCCGCAACAACCUGCUCAUCGAGAUGCUGCAGGCCAAGCAGACUUGAGCCGGGGCCGGUGGGGCCGGACCGGCCGGGCAGGGGCGGGGUGCAGCCGCCCCGAGGCCCUCCAGAUGGCUUGUUUUAUUGUGCUGACCCAGGAGCCCCGCCCUGUACGUUGGCCGAUGCCCCUGUGCUCUGGGGAGCCCUGUGUUUGGGAAGUGGGUGAGGGCGGCAGGGCCUGGCUGAGUUGGGGUGGCCCCCACCGAGCCACUGGCACUUGCCUGCCACUCAAGAGUGUCCCCAGGUGGUGGCUGCUGACCACCCCCUACCCCUCCUCCUGCUCCCAGCUCCCAGUCGUCUGUCCUGGGGUCUGGAGCACAGGUCUGGGGAGGAGGUUCAGGAGUCCCUGGUGGGCCUCGAUGUCCCUUGUGUCAGAGGUCAUCCCCUCCCUUGUCCUGGAAACAGGUAGAAAGGGGUUGAAUGGCACCAACUUGGGGAGAGGGGGUCUCCAGUCCCCUCAGAGGGGCCAGGAGGAAAGUCCUCUGUUUUGCGACCUGGGGAUAACUGGGUUUCUACAAAGCUGGACAGGGCCUAGCGGGUCCCCGGGCCCUGGGAGCCUGGCUAGGACAGGAGGACCCCCUCCUCAGCCCUCUGCCCCAUUUGGCCUCGCAGAGGAGAACUUCGGCUUGUUAUCCGGAAAGAAUUUUGCUGCAAUGGUCUUUCUGUUCCCCUCCCACUGGAGGAGAAGGUCCGCACACUCGACAUUCUAGCCCCACCCACAGCCAGCCGGCCAGGCUGGUACUUACCUGCGAGGCUGCGCGAGCAGGCAGUAGGGAAGUUUUUUGCUUUGUUUUGUUUUUGAAUCUAGAUAUUCCUUGAAAGGUGUGUGUGUGUGUGUGUGGUGAGUAGGGGACAGAUUUGAGGAUUGAGGCUGGGGUUUGGGGAUUAGCACCGAGUAUAGUCCGUGCCCACCCCUGCCACAUAGCCUCAUACCAAGGACCCCACCCAUGGUGCUGGGUCACUGUUUCUGGGACCCCCUCAACUCAGUGGUCAGCAGCAUGUCCUGUGGGGGGCUCAGAGACUCUGUGGGUGGGAAUAUGGGUGACUUCGGGGAGGGUGUAUGGUUCUUCAGAUCAGGGACAUCGCUAAUAAGCCCCUCCCUUAUUGGCUCCGUCCCAUUGGGUCCCUCGCUGCAAACCCUCAUAGCUGGACCUCAACACCCUGGCCUUCUGUCCUGUGUCCUAAACGACACUUUCCAAGGCCAGGCCCCCAGGGAGAGGCCUCAGCCGUCCCCUGUCCCCUGGCUGGGCACCCACCUGUUUUGCUUUCUCAUUGCCGUUGCAGCUUGCGCCCAGUCUGCCCAGUAGGAGGUGACUGGGCAUUUCUGCCCCCGCCCUCCACCAGCCUGACUCAGUCCCCCACCCCUGCCCACUGAAGCGUGUGCCCCCACCAAAGCCAGAGACCCCAGCCCCAAACGAGAAGUGCCCUUAAGAAUCUCCCAGCCCCUGCAGCCUUGGAAUAAAUUUUGCAAUUAGUUUCCAGCUA
Messenger RNA from Artibeus jamaicensis (Jamaican fruit-eating bat), 3114 nucleotides. RefSeq names its product nuclear receptor subfamily 5 group A member 1 (gene NR5A1). Gene Ontology annotation, molecular function: zinc ion binding; RNA polymerase II cis-regulatory region sequence-specific DNA binding; nuclear receptor activity. Gene Ontology annotation, cellular component: RNA polymerase II transcription regulator complex. NCBI's taxonomy places the organism in Eukaryota, Metazoa, Chordata, Mammalia, Chiroptera, Phyllostomidae. The record is from RefSeq and is a predicted model, not a curated record. The transcript is spliced from 8 exons. Bases 250 to 1635 code for a protein of 461 amino acids. Gene Ontology annotation, biological process: hormone-mediated signaling pathway; tissue development; regulation of transcription by RNA polymerase II.